This is a messenger RNA of Owenia fusiformis, 5326 nucleotides long. The record is from the annotation of a GenBank genome assembly. Lineage: Eukaryota; Metazoa; Annelida; Polychaeta; Sabellida; Oweniidae.
AUGGCAUGUAAUAUGAUGUAUCUGGAAACUCCAAAUAGGCUGAGACGAGUACUUAGCGUAGGUGAGCAGGGGUUCCUUGAGGGGAGAUCUCAAGGUUACGAAGGCUGGUUCCCACCGUAUUGCGUAGAGGAAGUGAAAAUGAGACGUAGAGGUUUAAAAUGCUUACCAGACCAGGAUGACUCAAUCCUAGUAAAGAGGCACACAUUAGCAGCCCUUGUUCACUCCGAUAGUGCUUAUGCUCCCAGAACAGUGGUUUUACAGAAAGGCAAGAAUGGCUUUGGAUUUGUACUGAGGGGAGCAAAAUCCAAAGACCCAUCAACAAGGAUACUAGACUUCCAGCCAACCACAGACUACCCGGCCUUACAGUACCUUGACCGUGUUGACCCUGGAGGUAUGGCGGAGAAAGCUGGUCUACAGGCUGGGGAUUUCCUACUGGAGAUUAAUGGUGAGAAUGUGAUCAGCGCAACACAUGAGCAUACCGUGAGGCUGAUUAUGAGAUCGGAUGAUACGCUAGCUUUGAGAGUUGUCACGGUGGAGAACCCAUUUCGUAGUGACCGUGAGAGCAGCCUGGAUAGCCGCGAUAGUAGUGUCACAGGGAGCAUAUCCGGGAGCAUAUCAGGCUCGGCUACCCUAGAGAGACCACAAAAAAACAGAGCGCCAAUGCCACCUAUACGUAGUACGGGUACUAAACUGUCUGCUGGUCGGGCACGUGCCAAAUCUAUGGUAGAUGGCCUAACAGCGUUAGAGACACUAGAAAGCCUCGACAAGACCUUAGAUGAAUAUGCCUCAUCUGAGGCAAACUCUGCGACAAGCUCUUCAGAAUCAGAUGCCAAAACAGCAUCCAUACGCAGACGUAACCCGCAUCUGAGAGUGUCAACUGUAGAACUUCAAGACAUUUUCGCACGUCAAGAUGGUGCAUAUCCAAUACCAGCUGAAAACCCCAAAGUUCCAAAAAUGAAACCUUCCGAGGUUAAGGCACGUAAUGCUCGUAAGAAAAGCAAUGGUAUUAUAAAUGGGAGUUUGACACGCUCAAAGAGUAGCAGUACACCUAAUUUAGUUGAGAAUGGUACAAUGAGUCUCAGUAGGAACUUUAGCCAGGAACGGCUGGAUUAUGACGCUUAUGCCGAUAUUGCCCCAUAUGCAACACCCCAGUUGCAUCGACAGAUGCCCCCUAGGGGUCCCCCACAGGAAGACUCAGGGGUGUCUAUGGGUUCUCAUCAUGACCCUAGUGAUGUUCAAGGCCAAGGUGCCCAUGGUGGUGCGGACUUUAAUAAUCAGAUCCAUAUUGCUAAAUAUGCCAUGGUAUCUGGUGACGGCAGUAAACAACACAGACGUCAAACUUCUAAUAGUUCAACAGAUUCUGGGGUGCCGUCUCUGCCCCCUGCUGAUGGUGACUACCCCCCUCCCCCAAGUUUUGCCCCUGCUCUGGGUAUGGUGAUCCCAGCACCCCCUGAACACCCCCCACCCUUACCGCCACCAACAAAACCCAAGGGGGAAGUGGUAAAAAUCACAACCAAGGACCAACAUAAUAUUUAUGCAAAUGUGUCAGCUGACAUUCAGAAAAAGAUAGCUACCGUCACCAGGAGUGAUAGUACGAACUAUGAAUCAAGUUUUCGACCAGGUAUCGAGGCCAAGUUAAGCACUAAACCUAAACUUGCCCCGAAAACCUACUCCCAACAUAGACUCAGUCAGCCAGCAAUACCCGAAAAUAUUUCCAUAAAAUCACCUGAUAUUAAGGAAAAUGAUCAGGGAAAAGUGGACAUUAGAAAAAUUCGUGAAAACUUUGAACAAGGUGAUGCCUCGCAAGGUGAUAAACAUUCAGUGAAGUUUGCAGAUGAUCAUAUAUAUGAAAGUGCGGCACAAUUUAUGAAUGAUCACCCCAAUGCCUCGUUGUUGGUCACGGCAGAUGUACAUGCAUCAGCUCCAUCUAGUGGGGAACCACGUAAACUUCCCCGAACAAAACUUGAUAACGAACAACCGAUAUAUGCAACCACGAUAAAUAAAGAUAAAACAGUGAGUGUAAAAACAGACAAUGUUUAUAAUACAAAACUGCCUGAAAAACAAGAGCCUUCUAAGACUGUAUCUAACACCAGAACGGGAUCAGAUAGCUCAUACUUUGAGCCUGAUCCAGAUUAUGAUGACCCAGCAAAUGUUAUUAAAGUAACGCAGCAAUCAACGAAGGAGUACUGGCGUGAGAAAGAGGUUACAAAGAGCCUAAAAGUAGUGCCUGCCACUCAGGGACAUGAUAAGACCCCUGAGGUGAAUACCAAACCAUUAGUGCAUCGACAUAGCGAACCAAAUAUUCUCUCCCCGAUACAUUCUCCAACAGUGCAAGAAAAGCCACGGGAGAUGCAACGAAGACCUAGCGUUGAGCGCCAAGUAUCUCAGAGCUCUUACAUUCCUCCCCCACCCCCACCAAUCAGUAAUGAGAUCUUAGAGAAACAUCACCAGAAGGAGCAGAGACAACGAGAAAGUGCACCUCCCCCACCCCCACCCCCUAGGAGCCAGAGUGACAGCCACUUACAAGGCAGAGACACAGGGGGUGCUCAACCAAUGCCAUUACAGGGCUCAGAAUUUGCUAAUGCCAUCAAGCUAGCUGCACUUGCCAGAGAGAAGAAACAAACUGAUGGUGCGCAAGACACUACUACAUCAAAACCUCUUCCCAAAGGGGUCAAACAGCUGACCCCCAAGAAUGACAACCAUUCUGCUUUAAUGGCUGCAGUCGCAAAAAGAAAGUCCAUCGUUGAGUCCUCAGAUAUGGAGUCCUACGCUAACAAAAUUGAACGAAAAUUAAGCAGAGUGCAUAAGAUCAGAAUGGGAGUCGGAAAUCCAGUUGAGCCAAAGAAAACAGACACUGAGCCUAAAACUACAGCCCCUGUUAAAUUUACUCCCACUGUAAAAUCUACCCCUGUUAAGACAGAAUCUACACCCGCACAGAAAAAACAAGCACCUAAAACUCCUCCCAAGAUAACUACAACUGUAAAGCCAAACAGUGCCAUCCCCAACCCUAAAAGCCCUACCCUUUUACCUGAUAAACCUAUGCAAAUACAUGAUAAAGACACUGUACUAACAUCAAAAAUUGCUCAAAAACCCAUUACGAUUGAGGAGAAAGCAGCUCCAGAAGUUAUAGCAGUUGUGAAGGAAACUGCGGUGUCUCCUGUGAAGAAAGAAGCAGAGAGUUUCAUGGCAAAAGCUGAACAGGCGCGACUUGAUUGGCUAGCGAGACAGAGUGGCGGGAAAACUAAUAAAGCAAUGGAUUCCAAACAAGAACAAAACAACCAAGGUAUCAAUAUUAAAGCUCCAGAGGACACUCCUUCAACACCAUCUAUUAAAGAUAAACUAAACCAAUUUGAAAAAACUGGUGGUAAUAAAAGUGAACAAUUGAAAGAUAAGAAAAGUGAAAUGACACUUCCAUUGGUAGAGCUAAAGGGUGUUACUGUUGAACAGACAUCUACAGAAACACCAACUGAUAAUAAAGAUACUACAGAUGAAAUGCCCAAAUUGGUGUCGGCUAGGGCAAAAAUGUUUGAGACAUCCCCACCUUCAACAUCCCCUCGGCCACCAACCAAACCAGGAAAACUCCCCAAUAAUUCCGCAUUGCCAUUUUAUAUUCCUCCCCCUGUGGUGGAAUCAGAGGUUGAUAUGUAUGCUGAUAUUGAUGUGCCCCCUCCACCAUCCAUAGUACCCCCUCCCCCACCCCCUGCAGCCUUCAGAAAUACCCCUGAGCGAGAACUUUCCCCAGGGUUUUCAAUUAAACCACCAGAACUUAAUGGGGGCUCUGUGAGGGCGAGGUCAUUGAGUCAAAGGUCAAGUGGAAGCUCAGAAGAAAGUGUCGGGUAUAUCCCCCCUCCCCCACUGUUCCUAAAUGAAGACAUGGCAGAUGAUAACAUCAGUUACGGUUCAUCUAUCUCAUCAAUGUCAACAUAUUCCAGUGAACGAAGCGACGGCUCAACAGAUAUCCCGAAAUAUCUCACAAAUAGAAACACGGAUCAUAAACAGAAUCAUUACAUGACGGGUCCAGGUAGUAACAAUAAAAGUGGCAAUUAUAGCUUUUUACAUAAACAAGGUGUUGCGGCACCUAAACUUGAAAAUAUGUAUGAAGAGGUGGGUGUUGCACCACCCCCACCUCAGUUUGGUGCACAGAAUGGUGACAAUAAUGACAAUAUUUAUGAAGAGCUGCCAUGUACUAAAACACACACUAUAAUCCCCCCUCCAACGCGGCAUAUGGCCUCAACUAACACUAUGGGAACCCCUAAAAUGGGUCGCCCAUUCCGAACAAAGCCAUUAAAAACAUGGACUAACAGUGAUGUCACGGACUGGCUUGAGAGCUUGUUUCUAUCUGAAUAUAAAAACAAUUUUAUCGAGAAACAAAUUGAUGGAUUUAAGCUAAGUAGCAUGGAGAAAGAUGAUUUCCUACAGUGUGGUGUAUUAAGAGUGGGGCAUAGGAUGAACAUUGAAAGAUCAUUGAAGAAACUUCUACAAAAAUAGAACAAUACCUUCAUGGUGAUCAUUUCGUAUUUAAUUGGGAACAAGACACAAUAUCUUAGAUUUCAUUCUGAGAAUUUUCCACUUGUGGGAAUAAAAUUUGACAUUACAUAUUCUUGCAUUUUUAUAUUUCCUGCUUAUGAAUACAGUUUUUAUGUAAACCAGCAUUGUAUUUCUACUGGAUUAACUAGUCACAUUAAUGUAUAGAAGUCCAAUCUUGAAGCUUUGUUGUCAUUUAUUUUGUGAAAAUCACCCAUUUCAUAAGUUUGUUGUUUUCAUUUUUAACAACACAAAAUAUGUGAUCAUGGAUCUUCAACAUCGGAGUGUUAAGCGUAGCUUUAUUUUGAUACAAUUUUGUGUAAUUUGUUUGUCUUGUCUGUAUUUCAUUCAAUGUGAACUUGAGGAUCAAUUUCUCAAUCCAUAUGUAGAUUUUCCAAUCCAUAUGUAGACUUUCCAACCCAUGAACUGUAUUUAACUUCGUAGUUUCUUCUACCUCCGAGUCUGAUAUUAUAACACACUUUCAUACAGUACAGUUGCCAAUUUUUCUAAUUCAAUUUUGCGAAAGCAGUUUACAAUUCAUGACAGCAUGUAGUGCAUGCCAAAACAACAAAGUCAACAACAAAAUAUAUAUUUUUACAUAAUUUGGGCAUUUUGAUAUAUUGAUUGAAAAAGUGAAUAAUUUGAAAUUUGGAAUAUUAAAUUUUGACAAUGCAUGUUUCAUAUAGGUUUUAUUUAUCAUGCUCUUUUGUUGCCCCCUUUUGGUACCUGCUUCCUUCUCUUAAGAAGUUGAGAUAUCAGGGGGGUGAUUUACAUGCAUUUAAUUAAAGGCAGAAUCAGAUCU